AGAGAACUGACAGUAUAAAGGAGAAACCUGACUUCCCCCUCCCCUGGUGGUCAUCACUGGAAACCAACACCAGCUUCCCUGGAGAAAGCCUAGAUGAAGAAACUGAGACCCACAGAGAGACAGUGACUUGUCCAGGGCUACCUCCAACAUGCAGACUCCUCCCCUGAUGUCUCUGCUGCUUGUGUCUGUGGGCCUCAUGGAAGCACUUCAGGCCCAGGGCCACCCCAUCACCCGUCGAGACCUGUUCUCUCAGGAAAUGCCCCUGGACAUGGCCCCGGCCUCCUUCGAUGACCAGUACGCUGGCUGCGCGGCAGCCAUGACGGCUGCUCUCCCCGACCUCAACCAAACGGAGUUCCAGGCCAACAAGGUGUACGCCGACAGCUGGGCGCUGGCAAGCAGCCAGUGGCAGGACCGCCAGGCCUGGGGGCCGGAGUGGGGCCCGAGGCCCACCCGGCUGCCCGCACGGCCCCCGGGCUUCCGCGACGAGCACGGGGUGGCCCUCCUGGCCUACACAGCCAACAGCCCCCUGCACAAGGAGUUCAACGCGGCCGUGCGAGAGGCGGGCCGCUCCAGAGCCUACUACCUCAACCACUUCUCCUUCAAGACGCUCCAUUUCCUGCUGACGGAGGCCCUACAGCUGCUGGGCAGGGGCCAGCGUUCACCCCGGUGCCACCAGGUGUUCCGAGGGGUGCAUGGCCUGCGCUUCCGGCCAGCCGGACCCGGGGCCACCGUAAGGCUGGGGGGGUUUGCAUCUGCAUCCCUGCAGAACGUCGCAGCCCAGCAGUUUGGGGAGGAUACCUUCUUCGGCAUCUGGACUUGCCUUGGGGCACCUAUCAAGGGCUAUUCCUUCUUCCCCGGGGAGGAGGAGGUGCUGAUCCCCCCCUUCGAGACCUUCCAGGUGAUCAAUGCCAGUAGACCAGCCCAGGGCCCCACCCGCAUCUACCUCCGGGCCCUGGGCAAGCGCAGCACGUACAACUGUGAAUACAUUAAAGACAAACAGUGUAAGUCUAGGCCCUGCCGUCUGGAUAACUCAGCCAUGGAUCAAGGCCCCCCUUCUGCAGUCUGGUCCCUCCUACUGCCGCUCUGGUUUCUUGCCGGGGGAACCUUUCCAUAGAGACCAGCCUCCCAUGAUCCAUCCAACACUGAACAGCUCUGCCUUCCCAACACGCUGCCUUGAUCGUGGAACAUGGCGAUGUCAGCCUCUUGUGUGCUUUAAGGACAGCCAGGAUCCAUGGUAACUCCCUCUGCAGGGAACACUGGGACUUCCUCUGGCAGCUGCCAGGUUUGCUAAUGAAGAAAUAAAGGACUUCGGGGACUGAGCCUUACCCAAAGCUCUGAGAGUGAGACACUGAAUAGAGGCAGGGGUCUCUAGGGCAGGCAACAACUCACUUGGAGACUGAAGAUUAAACUAGUUUGGGGAGGGCCUGGGG
Molecule: messenger RNA, 1430 nt
Organism: Nyctereutes procyonoides (raccoon dog)
Lineage: Eukaryota; Metazoa; Chordata; Mammalia; Carnivora; Canidae
Gene: ART1
Product: ADP-ribosyltransferase 1
Exons: 5
Coding region: 149-1114 (321 amino acids)
Molecular function (GO): NAD+ poly-ADP-ribosyltransferase activity; NAD+-protein-arginine ADP-ribosyltransferase activity
Source: RefSeq, a predicted model, not a curated record